AUGCGUAUUCCCGUAGAUCCCAGCACCAGCCGGAGGUUCAGCCCCCCUUCCAGCAGCCUGCAGCCCGGCAAGAUGAGCGACGUCGGCCCGGCGGCGGUGGCUGCGGCGGCCGCCCAGCAGCAGCAGCAGCAGCAGCAGCACCAGGAGGUGGGGGCGUCGGCGGCGCCCCCCCGGCUGCGGCCCCACGACAACCGCACCAUGGUGGAGAUCAUCGCCGACCACCCGGCCGAGCUGGUGCGCACCGACAGCCCCAACUUCCUCUGCUCCGUCCUGCCCUCCCACUGGCGCUGCAACAAGACGCUGCCCGUCGCCUUCAAGGUGGUGGCUUUAGGAGAAGUCCCCGAUGGUACAGUGGUCACGGUCAUGGCUGGGAAUGACGAAAAUUAUUCUGCGGAGCUGAGGAACGCUUCUGCUGUCAUGAAGAACCAAGUGGCGCGGUUUAACGACCUGCGAUUUGUGGGCCGAAGUGGAAGAGGGAAGAGCUUUACUUUGACAAUAACGGUCCUUACAAAUCCCCCCCAAGUCGCUACAUACCACAGAGCUAUCAAGGUGACAGUGGACGGACCACGGGAGCCAAGGAGGCACAGACAGAAGCUUGAUGACUCUAAACCUAGUUUGUUCUCUGAGCGCCUCAGUGAUUUAGGGCGCAUCCCUCAUCCCAGUAUGAGAGUAGGGGUCCCGACCCAGAGCCCACGGCCCUCCCUGAACUCUGCACCAAGCCCUUUUAAUCCACAAGGACAGAGUCAGAUUACAGACCCCAGACAAGCACAGUCCUCCCCUCCAUGGUCCUAUGACCAGUCUUACCCAUCAUACUUGAGCCAGAUGACUUCACCAUCCAUUCAUUCCACAACUCCCCUGUCCUCCACACGAGGCACGGGGCUUCCUGCCAUCACCGAUGUGCCCAGACGGCUCUCAGACUCAGAACCCUGUACCCCAGACACGCCCUCCGCCACGGCCUCCCCAUCAUCUUCCGAAGAGCCCACCCCUCUCACAGCCCCUCCCUCUCCCUCCCCUACUUAUGACUGUGAGGCCCCCACCUUUUCACCACCGUUGUCCAACUGCACCUUGGCCUUGACUACGGAAAUGCCACCACGGACAUCAGCCUCUGCUGCUCCGAACCCAUCAUCAGUGUCCAUCUCAACCCAUCAGCUUGGGCUUCCUUCUACUCUUCCACCUGCCGCUGCUGCCCCAGGUGGCAUUUACUCACCUGCAGGGGCAGCUGUUUCCCCUAGCCACGCCCCGCAUCUCAUUGACUGGCUCCCUUACCUUGCUUCUGUGAUGUCUACCACGAUGCGGGGGAAGGAAGAAGAACAGCCACUUACCGGGACAGGACUCGCAGAAAGCACGAAGAGGUGUGGGAGCGCUUUUCUGCCUGCGCCGAGCGAAGGGACCGGUGUUCAAGCCGACUUCAUCAAGCAGCAGCCCCCGGAAUCUGUUUGCUCGCCUCCGCCCUUCUCGGACAUCCCUCCGCAUCCCGAUCAGCCCCCUGCGACGCUCGGGGACAUCCUGGCGGAGCUGCAGACGAUGAACAGCCACCUAGCGAUCAUUGCAAGGGCGCUCAGCCACCUGGCGUCAUGCUUAGCACCCCAGCAGGAUUCUACAAACACUCCAGGUUUGUAA
This is a messenger RNA of Euleptes europaea (tarantolino), 1620 nucleotides long. RefSeq names its product RUNX family transcription factor 2 (gene RUNX2). Gene Ontology annotation, cellular component: nucleus. The coding region runs from base 1 to 1620 and encodes 539 amino acids. Gene Ontology annotation, molecular function: DNA-binding transcription factor activity, RNA polymerase II-specific; ATP binding; RNA polymerase II cis-regulatory region sequence-specific DNA binding. Gene Ontology annotation, biological process: hemopoiesis; regulation of transcription by RNA polymerase II; neuron differentiation. The transcript is spliced from 6 exons. Lineage: Eukaryota; Metazoa; Chordata; Lepidosauria; Squamata; Sphaerodactylidae. The record is from RefSeq and is a predicted model, not a curated record.